AUGGCGAUGAUGUUCCAGCCAGUGGGACUGAACAAGGAUUAUGACAGCUCGCACUCCCAGCUGCAGAGGAAGGCUGGGGCUAGGACAGACACAGUGCUCGCCACGCAACGCCAUGGACCUGAGGGAAGGGAGCUAGUGGGACACCAGCUUGCUCCUGAGAUGAAGACCCUCCUGUGGGGCUGCACCUUGUGCGUGGUCCUUCGUGCGGUUACUGUCAUCGGGAGAUUGCAUCCGGAAUGUGAAAUUCUAACUGAGAUAAAGAGAGAUGAGGAGCAAUGUUUGCAAAGCAUUAAAGAGAACGGCAACGCUUCAGUCCAGGGUUGCCAGGCCGUAUGGGAUGGUGUGUUGUGCUGGCCCUACGCUGCUUAUGGACAGACUGUCAAUGUAUCCUGUCCAAGGAUCUUCUUACAGUUCCACCCAACUUUAGGCACAAUCACAAGAAACUGUACCAGUGCAGGAUGGUCCGUCCCAUCACCAGCAAACUUGACCACUUGUGUAAUGGACGCACCAGUACUGACAGCUGAGGCAUCGUACUAUGGAACAAUCCAGACCAUCUACACAGUGGGCUAUAGCCUGUCGCUGGCUGUACUGUCUGUCGCUGUCUUCAUCCUGUUAAUGUUUCGGAGGUUGCACUGCACCAGGAAUUAUAUCCACAUCCAGCUGUUUGCCACCUUUAUCCUUCGCAGCUUGUCGGUCUUCAUUAAGGAUGCCGUCCUCUUUGGCGAUGCCGAUAUUGACCACUGCACCUUUUCCACGGCCGGCUGUAAGAUUUCAGUGGUGUUCUGGUACUUUUGCAUGCUGACCAAUUACUUCUGGCUGCUGGUGGAGGCCCUGUACCUCAGCUCUCUGCUGGUGGUGCCCUUCUCCUACGGCAAAGGUUACUUCUGGUGGUGGAGCGUCCUGGGAUGGGGUGUUCCCACUGUGUGCACUGUUGCCUGGAUGAUUACAAAACUUCAAUUUGAAAAUACCGAGUGCUGGGAUGUUAUUGAAGGUUCUCCGUACUGGUGGAUAAUCAAAGGACCAAUUGUGGCGUCUAUUGCAAUCAACUUCGUGCUUUUCAUUAACAUCAUCCGGAUCCUGGUGCGGAAGGUGAUGCCGAGGGAGGUCCACACAGCUAUCUCCUCACAAUACAGGCGACUGACAAAGUCAACCCUGCUGCUGGUCCCUCUCUUUGGUGUACACUACAUCGUCUGUGCUUUCCCUCCUGACGGGGCCGUGCUAGCCAUUAGACUUUAUCUUGACCUCUGCAUCGGGUCAUUCCAGGGCUUUAUAGUUGGAGUGUUGUACUGCUUUAUGAACCAAGAAGUAGGCCUCAUGCGAGACGUACAAUAG
Messenger RNA from Hemiscyllium ocellatum (epaulette shark), 1332 nucleotides. RefSeq names its product growth hormone-releasing hormone receptor-like. The record is from RefSeq and is a predicted model, not a curated record. NCBI's taxonomy places the organism in Eukaryota, Metazoa, Chordata, Chondrichthyes, Orectolobiformes, Hemiscylliidae. Gene Ontology annotation, biological process: cell surface receptor signaling pathway; adenylate cyclase-activating G protein-coupled receptor signaling pathway; positive regulation of cell population proliferation. The transcript is spliced from 14 exons. Bases 1 to 1332 code for a protein of 443 amino acids. Gene Ontology annotation, molecular function: G protein-coupled peptide receptor activity; growth hormone-releasing hormone receptor activity; growth factor binding. Gene Ontology annotation, cellular component: plasma membrane.